Thlaspi arvense is the source of this 2290-nucleotide messenger RNA. Lineage: Eukaryota; Viridiplantae; Streptophyta; Magnoliopsida; Brassicales; Brassicaceae. The record is from the annotation of a GenBank genome assembly.
AAACAGUUGAACGAAGCUAUGGCCAAAACUCCAUCGUUUUUCUCCCCUUUUUUACUCUUCCUUGUCUCCGCCGUGAUCUUCCAACUCUCAGCUGUGACUUCCGCCAUAGGCAUCAACUAUGGAACAAUGGGGAACCUUCCACCGUCGAAACAAGUGGUAAAAUUCAUCAAAACAAAAACCAUUUUCGAUGCUGUCAAGAUUUAUGAUGCGAAUCCCGACAUCCUCCAAGCCCUAGCAGGAAGUGGAAUCAACGUCACCAUUAUGGUCCCUAACGAUCGCAUUCCAGCGAUGGCCCAAGCUGAAAAUGCUCGUCAAUGGAUCGCUGCUAAUGUCUUGCCUUUUCACCAGCAGCUCAAGAUCAAAUACAUUUGUGUUGGCAACGAGAUUCUUAUGACUGAAGACAAUAACUUGAUCUCAAAUCUUGUACCGGCGAUGCAAAGUCUUAACGAUGCUUUGAAAACUUCCGGUCUCACAUAUAUAAAGGUGACAACUCCACAUGCAUUUACUAUAAACUAUAACCAUGAUGCACCAAGCGAAAGCGAAUUCACCGACGAUCAAAAAGAUUUUUUUGCUAAGAUUUUGGAGUUCAAUCGUCAAGCAAAGUCUCCAUUCAUGUUCAGCGCCUACCCUUUUUUCAUGACGGACGAGAGCAAUGUAAACUUCGCAAUAUUUGGUUCGUCACAUACUCUAAUGGAUGCAAACACAAAGCACAUAUACGACAACAUGUUCGAUGCAGUGAUGGAUGCAACUUACUCAGCAAUGAAGUCUCUCGGCUAUGGAGACGUAGAUAUCGCCGUAGGGGAAACCGGUUGGCCUAGUGUUUGCGAGGCCUCAUGGUGCACGCCUCAAAAUGCUGCAAAAUACAAUCUCCACAUCAUCAAGCGUGGGCAGAGCAUAAACACACCUCUUAUGCCCAACCGCCACAUCGACAUCUUCAUAUUCGCAUUGUUCAACGAGGAUGGUAAACCCGGUUUACGUGAGAAAAACUGGGGGCUAUUCAAACCGGAUUUUACUCCUGUUUAUGAUGUUGGGGUCCUAAGAGGAGGCGGUGACACACCAAGCGAAAGUAAGAAGUGGUGUGUGGCGAAAAAAGAAGCGACAAACACACAGCUUCAGGCUAAUAUCGAUUGGACGUGUAGCCAAGCAGAUGUCGACUGUAAGCAAAUCUCACCCGGUGGCAUAUGUUUUGACAACAACAACAUGAAGUCACGAGCUUCCUUCAUCAUGAACGUUUAUUACCAGAGCAAGGGCUUGUCCGAAGAAGCUUGUAAUUUUAGCGGGAGCGGCACCGUCACUACUACAAAUCCAAGCACUCGCUCAUGCGUCAUGCCAAAUGGGUUAGGUGGAUCGUACGUUGGAAGUACUAGCGGUACAAGUACUAGCGAUUCACGUUCAGCAAGAAGGAAAGCGUGUGGGGCGAAAGAAGGCGCGACAGACGCACAGCUACAAGCUAACAUUGAUUAUGUGUGUAGCCAACCUGGUAUCGAUUGUAGGGGUAUCGCACCCGGUGGCAUAUGUUACGACAACAACAACAAGAAGACGCAAGCUUCCUUCAUCAUGAACGUGUAUUACCAAAUGAAGGGCUGCUCCGAGGAAGCUUGUGAUUUCAGCGGUAGUGGCACCGUCACUUCCGUAGACCCAAGCAGGGAUGCAAACAGUCCCGCAUGCCCCGUUACUAUAAAUCCAUAUAAUGACGCAUGCGUCGCACGAAAUGCGUUAAGUGGACCGUACGUGGGAAGGAGUAGUAGUGUAGGUGCAUGGAGCAGAAAGAACUUGGUGACGAAAUGGUGUGUGCCAAAGCCAGAUACGUCAAAGGCACAACUCCAAGAAAAUAUUGAUUUAAUAUGUAAUACGGAUGGUAUGUUUUGCGAGGCGAUCCUCCCUGGCGGGUAUUGUGCUAAUGAAUCGUUGGAGACGCGAGCCGCGUUCGUGAUGAGCGCUUAUUUUGUGAACAGUGGUCUCGAUGCGUCCGCCUGUGAUACGUUCAACGGUAGCGGCAUCGUCUCUACCAUCAACCCAAGCACUAAGUCUUGUUUCAUAUCCGGUGUUCCCGGAUUGGUCUGAGAAAUAAUGUUUCGUUUAAGCCUUUUUUUUCUUCUUUUUGUGUAAUUAUUUCAGAACGAACAAAUUUUUGUGAUUUGUUCAGGAAAUAUACAACACACUGUCAUUUUAAUUUACAAAAUACAAGUAUCUACUACAACUAUUUUACAUACCCAUUAAAAUAAUUAAGUUCACAUUUUAUAACUAUUUUACAAGUAUCUAUAUACCUAUCUAAUGUAUAUGAUUAUUG